AUGCCUCUGGACAGAGUUCUGUUACACCCUUCCUUGAAGAAAUGUAAGAAACAGCUUGUUCUGAUCCCAAGUUCUUACUUCAUGGAUGUGAAAUGUCCAGGAUACUACGAGCUUACGACAGCUUUCAGCCAUGCUCAGACAGUAGUUCUUUGCGUAGGCUGUUCAACAGUGCUGUGCCUCCCCACAGGAAGAGGAGCCAGGCUCACAGAGGGCUGUUCAUUCAGAAAGCAACGCUAA
Meriones unguiculatus (Mongolian gerbil) is the source of this 237-nucleotide messenger RNA. RefSeq names its product small ribosomal subunit protein eS27-like. Gene Ontology annotation, cellular component: cytosolic small ribosomal subunit; ribosome. Gene Ontology annotation, biological process: translation; ribosomal small subunit assembly. The coding region runs from base 1 to 237 and encodes 78 amino acids. Gene Ontology annotation, molecular function: structural constituent of ribosome; RNA binding. Lineage: Eukaryota; Metazoa; Chordata; Mammalia; Rodentia; Muridae. The transcript has a single exon. The record is from RefSeq and is a predicted model, not a curated record.